CAGUCCUGCAGGAGGGUCCACCUGUGAGAGUCCACCUUACAGGAAGUGGUACCACAGAGAUGUUUUCAGGACCAGGCAGGCCCUCAGCAGUCUGUCCCAUGCUGCUGCCACAGAACACUCAGCAAACUCUCUAUGAUGGCUUCAUCUCUGCUGGGGGAAAGGAGUAUCGACUGAGGAUUCAGCUGCCUCCAUCCAGGGAGCUGAAGAGAGCUAGGAUAGACUGUGAUUGGAGACUCCAACUUGUACUUCAAGACAAGCAGGACAUAUUCAAACAGAGACUAGAGCAGAGUCCUGACCUGACUACUUUUCUGGUGGAGUUACAGAACCUACUGGAACAGACGUCGUCCCAGCAGUCGUCUGUGGGCCCCCCUCCCCAGUACUUCAGCCAGCUGGUGCAGGAGAUAGAUCAGCUGGGCUGGGACAGGCUUGCGUACAUCGACCCAAGCUUCAGAAGCCUGCAGCUGCAGUGCAGAGACAGCCGCCAGAGGGAGCACAUUCUCACCAUCAACCUACACAACCAGUGUCCUCAGAUGACCCCGACCUGCACAGCUGACCUUCCUGCCAAGGUCAACUUCAAGUGGUCACAACAGGACAGUCUGCAGGGGGUCCUGCAGCAGUUUGAGAAGGCACUGGCCCAGCACCAGGACUUCUGGGAUACCAUGGAGGAGCUGGACAGGAGCACCUGGGUCCUGGAGCCGGAGAAACCCUCCUACAGGGACACGGUCAGGAGGAUAGCUCUGGGAAACAACGCCUCGGUGCAGAUCACUGUUGACCCUGCCCAUCCCAGGAUGCUGCCUGAGUGCAGGUUCCUAGGAGCUGAUCACGUGAUCAACCCAAUGAAACAGAGUCUGAACACCAACCUACACUACUGGGACCCAGGACAGACUCUCUUAGCAAAUCUACAGAAUGUUCUUGAAGUGGAGUUUCCCUCUCCAGCAAACACCAGCAAAGAGGACUUUAACCUGGCCUGCAGCAUAUGUUAUGCCUACCGACUUGGCGAGGAGAUUCCUGACAAGGCGUGUGACGAUCCACGAUGCAGCAGGCCAUUCCACGCCACAUGUCUUAUCGAGUGGCUGAGGGCACUGCCGUCAACUAGGAUGAGUUUUAACGUCAUCUUUGGAGAGUGCCCUUACUGUAGUAAGUCUAUCACAGUGAAGAUGACGGGGGCCAGAUAGCAGAAGGCACAGAUAUAUGCAGAAGCCGGAGUUUUUCACACCAGUCUACAUUUAGGCAAUAGCUCAAUUGGUAGAGUGCUCACUUUGUAACCAGGAGGUCGUGAGUUCAAACCCCAGCCGGGUCAUACCAAAGACUUUAAAAAAAUGGUACACACUUCUUUCUCUCCUUACUCCUUAGCACUCAGCACAUAUGAGAAAGGGUGUGGGAAGGUCUCAAAUGCACAGCACUACCAGCGGACCAGCCCCCUGCUGUAGUGCAUUGCACAACUGUGUGUCGCCCAAGGGCUACAGAAAUGGAUAUGGGCACCACCCUACGCUCUGCACAAGGGCACGGGAGACCUUUCUUUCUACAUAGGCCACACCGACUUAAUUUUAUGGAUGACAUCCGCACGCGCAUUGAUUUUUGCCUGUUCUCAAAAAAAAAAGACCAUGCCCACUGAGGCUCUGGUCUCAGGCUCUAGGCCUGAGUAGUCCAUGGUACUGAUGGUCAGCGACAAUACGGAGCCGGGUACCCAGGCUACCGAAGCUCCGUGACUCAAGAACCCAGUGCAUACAUACAGUGCCGAUUCAUACAUUC
This is a messenger RNA of Branchiostoma belcheri (Belcher's lancelet), 1752 nucleotides long. Its product is annotated as E3 ubiquitin-protein ligase FANCL-like. The coding region runs from base 60 to 1175 and encodes 371 amino acids. Gene Ontology annotation, molecular function: ubiquitin protein ligase activity. NCBI's taxonomy places the organism in Eukaryota, Metazoa, Chordata, Leptocardii, Amphioxiformes, Branchiostomatidae. The transcript is spliced from 14 exons. Gene Ontology annotation, cellular component: nucleus; Fanconi anaemia nuclear complex. Gene Ontology annotation, biological process: protein monoubiquitination; interstrand cross-link repair. The record is from RefSeq and is a predicted model, not a curated record.